AUGCCAGGGCAAGUCGAAAGUCCCCGCCACCCUAUAGGCCUCCGCAGCGAACACAUCGCUGAAUUCCAAAGACUCCUCUGGAUCGAACCAAGCUACGAUCCCCAGUCCCCCGCUGAGUUCAAAAUAAACUACGACAGCGAUGAUUCCACCCUCAUCACAGUAACAGGCACCAAAUAUAGCUCCCGGCGCGUCCGCGAAUUCCGCGACGCCUCAGGGCUGCCCAUGUUCGAAGCACAACGCAUACGGCUCCCGUGGAAGAGCAAGCCUUGGCGAAUCCGGCUACCAGGGACCGAAAAUGAGGAUCUCGCUGAUGUGAAACGGAAGGGGAUGAUGUAUGAUUUUAAUUUAACAUUUUACAAUGCUCUUGCGCAGGAUGCGAAAUCUGACGAGGAGAAGAUGGUUACUUUGGAGGUCAGGCAUUCAUCGGCGUUUUGUACGUUUGGAAUUUGGGCGGGUGGGCGGAAGGUUGCUGAUGUGCGGGAGAGUGUAGAGAGGAAUAGGACAAUUUCUAGUAUGUUGUCGCUUGGGGUUACUGGGAGGUCAUCUUAUAUGCCGAGUAGAUCGAUUAUGGAGGUUCUUGUUGCUGAUGGGUUUGACUUUUGUUUGGCUUCACUUUGUGCGAUCAUUAUUUGUGAUACGUACUUUCGAUCUACGGCUCCUACUCCUGCUGAGAUUCGAGCCCGGGAGAAACGGCUUAAUCCGAUGAUGAUAACGAGAUGA
Messenger RNA from Penicillium odoratum, 720 nucleotides. RefSeq lists its product as uncharacterized. The coding region runs from base 1 to 720 and encodes 239 amino acids. The transcript is spliced from 2 exons. NCBI's taxonomy places the organism in Eukaryota, Fungi, Ascomycota, Eurotiomycetes, Eurotiales, Aspergillaceae. The record is from RefSeq and is a predicted model, not a curated record.